CCGAGUAGUUUUCAUGAGCCGUUUUUCUCGUGUUUACCAGCGGCCUGUUUACUUCCGUGUGAUCCCACUCGCAUUCUAACUUUAUUUCCUCAGUAAGGGUUCUUUUUGACCGGCUCCUUUUGUCAGUUGCUGCUGGCCGGAUGACUCGUCAACGCGGUUAAAGACGAGCGAGACGAGAAGAGGAAGCAAUAGGCCACCAUCUUUUUUUUUGGACGCCAGCAGCAAUAACAAGAAAGAGAGCAGGCUAGCUUCAAGUGGAGCUCUGUACUUUGACAAUUUACACUCGCUCAUAUUUCUCCCCCGCGGGAUAAAGAGGAGCAAGCCGAGGGCGGCUUCGCGUGGAGCCCCAGAAACACCCGCCGACGUUGAGCUCGUCCUCCCCGGCUAGCUUUCGGGAAGUUUCCGAUCAGAAGACUGGCUGCUAAGAAUUAGUAUUCCCCGUUCUUUAAUGUUUCCAACAGGUUUAUCUUCCCCUAACCCCCCGCCAACCCAGGAGGCAAGAGCAACGGCUACUGAUGUCAAAAACGACAGCGGCAACAUUCUGUCUUCGAAGAAGAGGAAAAUAAACGGCUCCGAGAGGGACGAGACCAGCGACACCAUCUCCCCUUCGCCUCCCAAGACCCUCACUUCCUCCUCGUCGCCGGCGCACAUCCAGAAGAAGUUGCGCUUCGAGGAUUCCGUGGACUUCAUCGGGCUGGAUGUGAAAAUGGCCGAGGAGGCUGCCGCUGCUUCGUGCUCCAACAACAAAAGCAAAGCCGUGCUCCUGGCCGCCGGCGUGGGGGGCCACCAUGCCAACGGACUGAGCAAGAGCGCGGCGGGCUCCGGGACCUUCUCCAACAGCAAGCCCGGCGCCGCCAAGAAGCUCGUCAUCAAGAAUUUCAAAGAAAAGCCCAAGUUGCCGGAGAACUACACACAGGAAACAUGGCAGAAGCUGAAGGAGGCGGUGGAGGCCAUUCAGAACAGCACUUCCAUCAAGUACAACCUGGAGGAGCUCUACCAGGCUGUCGAGAACCUGUGCUCCCACAAGAUCUCUGCCAAGCUUUACAAACAGCUGAGGGCCGUGUGUGAAGACCACAUCAAGGCCCAGAUCAAUCAGUUCAGAGAGGGUGUCCUGGACAGCGUGCUCUUCCUGAAAAAAAUAGACAAGUGCUGGCAGGAUCAUUGCAGACAAAUGAUCAUGAUCAGGGGUAUAUUUUUAUUUUUGGACCGCACCUAUGUUUUACAAAACUCUAUGCUGCCGUCCAUCUGGGACAUGGGUCUGGAGCUCUUCAGGUUCUACAUCAUCAGCGACCUGAAGGUCCAGAGCAAAACCAUCGACGGCAUUCUGCUGCUCAUCGAGAGGGAGCGCAGCGGCGAGGCGAUAGACCGCAGUCUGCUGAGGAGCCUGCUGAGCAUGCUCUCGGACCUGCAGAUUUAUCAAGACUCCUUCGAGCAGCGCUUUUUGGAGGAGACAAAUCGUCUGUACGCUGCAGAGGGCCAAAGGCUGAUGCAGGAGCGAGAGGUACCCGAGUAUUUGCAUCACGUCAACAAACGCUUGGAGGAGGAGGCGGACCGAGUCAUUACAUAUCUAGACCAGAGCACACAAAAACCUCUUAUUGCCACAGUUGAGAAGCAGCUGCUGGGUGAACAUCUCACAGCCACUCUGCAAAAAGGGCUGACGCACCUGCUGGAUGAAAACAGGAUUCAGGAUCUGUCUCUCCUCUAUCAGCUCUUCAGUCGAGUGCGAGGUGGCGUCCAGGUCCUCCUGCAACACUGGAUCGAGUACAUAAAGGCUUUCGGAAGCACAAUCGUGAUCAACCCAGAAAAAGACAAAACGAUGGUGCAAGAAUUGCUGGACUUCAAAGACAAGGUGGACCACAUCAUCGACGUGUGCUUCAUGAAGAACGAGAAGUUUGUGAAUGCCAUGAAGGAAGCUUUCGAAACAUUCAUCAACAAGCGGCCAAAUAAGCCUGCAGAGCUCAUAGCCAAACACGUGGAUUCUAAACUGCGAGCUGGAAACAAAGAGGCAACAGAUGAAGAAUUGGAAAAGAUGCUGGACAAAAUCAUGAUUAUAUUUAGAUUCAUCUAUGGAAAGGAUGUUUUUGAGGCCUUUUACAAGAAGGACCUAGCCAAGAGGUUACUGGUGGGGAAAAGUGCGUCUGUGGAUGCUGAGAAGUCAAUGUUGUCCAAAUUAAAACAUGAAUGUGGAGCAGCAUUCACCAGCAAACUGGAGGGGAUGUUCAAAGAUAUGGAGCUUUCUAAAGAUAUCAUGGUGCAAUUCAAACAGUAUAUGCAGUGCCAAAACAUUCCCGGUAACAUCGAACUGACCGUGAACAUCCUCACGAUGGGCUACUGGCCCACCUACAUCCCCAUGGAAGUGCACCUGCCUCCCGAGAUGGUGCGGCUGCAAGAGAUCUUCAAGACCUUCUACCUGGGCAAACACAGCGGCAGGAAGCUGCAGUGGCAGUCCACGCUCGGCCACUGUGUUUUAAAAGCGGAAUUUAAAGAGGGCAAGAAGGAGCUGCAGGUGUCACUUUUCCAAACACUCGUGUUGCUGAUGUUCAACGAAGGGGAGGAGUUCACCCUGGAGGAGAUCAAACUGGCCUCAGGAAUAGAGGAUAGUGAGCUGCGUCGCACUCUGCAGUCACUGGCGUGUGGCAAAGCGCGCGUCCUCACCAAAAUCCCUAAAAGCAAAGACGUGGAGGACGGCGACAAGUUCUCCUGCAACGACGAAUUCAAACACAGGCUUUUCCGAAUUAAAAUCAACCAGAUCCAGAUGAAAGAGACGGUGGAGGAGCAGGCCAGCACCACAGAGAGGGUCUUCCAGGAUCGACAGUACCAGAUCGACGCCGCCAUUGUGCGCAUCAUGAAGAUGAGAAAGACUCUGAGCCAUAACCUUCUCAUGUCCGAGGUGUACAACCAGCUCAAGUUCCCCGUCAAGCCUGCUGACCUGAAGAAGAGGAUAGAGUCUCUCAUUGACAGGGACUAUAUGGAGCGUGACAAAGAGAAUCCCAACCAAUACAACUAUGUGGCUUAGAGAACAAACAAAAAAAGAAGUGACAGUGAGAAAGAGGUACAGAGGGUCACGAGUGACCCGUGUCUACGAAACUUUUUGCCCCGGUGGAUGUUAGCAUUGUCAUCGUCAACCCAGCCACCGACGAGCUGAAUGGAAGCCGCUCCGCAGGAUGUUUGUCAGAGGGUCUUAAGAUUCUGUGGACUGCGCCUCCAUCGAGAGAGAGAGUUUUGUCCAAACAUCUCAGUGCCUCUGAGCUCAUUGGACAAAAGACUCACACGUAUACAUACACACACACACUUUGCUGUUUUUUUUUCCUUUUCUUUUUUUUUCAAGCAAGGGAAAUAUUUAUUUUCAAACUUUUUUUGUCCACACUUUGAAACAAUAUGCUCUUUGUUACCGAGUCACUUUGCCCUUUCUUUUUUUUUUUUUUUUUUUUAAAUGGUCACCCCCUUGUAAAUGCCAACACACAUUCAAAAACGUUCCAAACACAUUACAAAUGUCUUUGUUUCCUCAGCCCCUGUCAAAUAUGAGACUACAUGGGUGGUGUAGGUGUCAAAUUCAGAUUGUCAAAGCUGUGAUGGGCUUCACAAAACAGAAAAAAAGGAUAAUUUUAUUAUUCAAGCCGCUACACCAUCAAGCGCUCCAUCUUUGAUAUUUUUGUUUUUCAUAUCUGGCAUGACAUUUUAACCUGCUUCUG
Phycodurus eques (leafy seadragon) is the source of this 3692-nucleotide messenger RNA. It is a transcript of the gene cul4b, whose product is annotated as cullin 4B. The record is from RefSeq and is a predicted model, not a curated record. Gene Ontology annotation, biological process: protein ubiquitination; DNA damage response; ubiquitin-dependent protein catabolic process. NCBI's taxonomy places the organism in Eukaryota, Metazoa, Chordata, Actinopteri, Syngnathiformes, Syngnathidae. Gene Ontology annotation, cellular component: Cul4B-RING E3 ubiquitin ligase complex. Gene Ontology annotation, molecular function: ubiquitin protein ligase binding. Bases 449 to 3016 code for a protein of 855 amino acids. The transcript is spliced from 20 exons.